CCACCUAUUCGCUGUUUACGCGCCGCGUUUGCAGAAGAGACGAAGAAGAAAAUACUUCCGGGGACAGCUUCAGCCGGGGACAGGUCGGGUUGUCCAAGACGGGGAUUGUCCCCCGGAGAUUGGAGACGUCUACCCACCUUAAGCAAGCGAGCGGAUCUCAGGAUGGAGUCGAGUGGAAAACCUUCAGCGGCGCAGAUUGUGGUCUUAGCCACCAGCUCUGCGCUCACCGCCAUAUUUUACUCCAUUUACAGAAGCAGAGCCAAAACCGUCUCCCGUUUAAAGGAAGCCACCAAAGUCUCCAUUGAUCAGGAUUUGAAAGCCAUGCUGUCUGAGGCGCCAGGAAAAUGUGUCCCGUACGCUGUCAUAGAAGGUGUGGUGAGGUCAGUGAAGGAGACUCUGAGCAGCCAGUUUGUUGAUAACUGCAAAGGAGUCAUUGAGAGGCUGACGCUGAAGGAGGAAAAGAUGGUGUGGAAUCGCACCACUCACUUAUGGAACAGCACAGAGAAGGUCAUCCACCAGCGCACCAACACCGUGCCGUUUGCGCUCGGCUCUCACGACGACGACAUCGCCACCACGGUGCGGGUGGUGCGGCCCUUAGACGCCGCGGAGCUGGACCUGGAGGCCACCUACGAGAACUUCCACCCCACCGUCCAGUCCCUGUCCAACGUCAUCGGCCACUUCAUCAGCGGGGAGCGGCCCAAAGGCAUCCACGAAACGGAGGAGAUGCUGCGGGUGGGCGAGAGCGUGACGGGCGUGGGGGAGCUGGUCCUGGACAACAACCUGAUCAAGCUGCAGCCGCCCAAGCAGGGCUUCUGCUACUUCCUCACGCGGCAGGACUACGAGUCCCUGCUGAGGAAGCAGGCGAGCGGCGUGAAGCUGUGGAGGGUCCUGGCGCUGGCGUUCGGCCUCGCCGCCUCCUCCGCGCUCCUCUUCAUGCUGUGGAAGUGGUACGCUCACCGCCGGGAGAGCCGGAAGAGGCGCAGCGUCCUGGAGGAGUUCAAGGAGCAGCAGAGGAAGCGGCUGCGGGAGCUCCAGGUGGAGGAGAGCAGCGUCCCCCCCGCCGGCUGCACCGUGUGCCUGAGCCGGGAGCGCUCGCACGUCUUCCUGGAGUGCGGCCACGUGUGUUCCUGCGGCCCGUGCUACGAGGCGCUGCCCGAGCCCAAGAAAUGCCCCAUCUGCAGGGCGCCGAUCGACAGAGUGGUGCCGCUUUACAACAGCUGAAGCCCCGACGGUGACGGGUCACCUUCGCCGAGCUGGGCUGCUGCGGUCGAACGGGAAAAUCACAUUUGUAAGCUAAUUCCUAUCGAUUAGGACAUCGUGUCGUCCGCAGGGAGAAAACGGGGGUUUUUUUGUGCUCAGGCUUACAAAUAUCGAUCCAACCCGUCGUCACUUCCACAGCUGUGUGCCGGAGACGGUGCAGCUAUGCUCUGCAACACUUAAAGGGGAUUGUACGAACGAUAAAGCCUUCACUUUGUUGAUGCGACCCUGACUACGGGGGUAGUCACCGCUACAGCUAUAGUGGGUCUAAAAUGUUGUAUGAAAAACACAUAGUCAUUUAAAUACUUGUAUCAUAUACAGUUCAACGGGGGAAACGUGUGUUUCGGGGGAAAUAAAGUUGCAGUAACACGGUU
This is a messenger RNA of Fundulus heteroclitus (mummichog), 1631 nucleotides long. It is a transcript of the gene mul1, whose product is annotated as mitochondrial E3 ubiquitin protein ligase 1b. The record is from RefSeq and is a predicted model, not a curated record. The transcript is spliced from 5 exons. NCBI's taxonomy places the organism in Eukaryota, Metazoa, Chordata, Actinopteri, Cyprinodontiformes, Fundulidae. Gene Ontology annotation, cellular component: mitochondrion. Gene Ontology annotation, molecular function: ubiquitin-protein transferase activity. Gene Ontology annotation, biological process: protein ubiquitination; organelle organization. Bases 163 to 1221 code for a protein of 352 amino acids.